Messenger RNA from Haliotis rubra (blacklip abalone), 2220 nucleotides. Its product is annotated as speract receptor-like. The transcript is spliced from 13 exons. The coding region runs from base 152 to 2218 and encodes 688 amino acids. Gene Ontology annotation, biological process: intracellular signal transduction; cGMP biosynthetic process; protein phosphorylation. The record is from RefSeq and is a predicted model, not a curated record. Gene Ontology annotation, molecular function: ATP binding; protein kinase activity; peptide receptor activity. Lineage: Eukaryota; Metazoa; Mollusca; Gastropoda; Lepetellida; Haliotidae.
CACACGGGAGAUUCUGAGCGGAGUGGCCGGGGGCAUCCUGCUGGUGGGGUCCUUGGUAGGCUACCUCAUAUACCGUAACUGGUCCUAUGAACAAGAACUUGCCAGUCUGCUGUGGAAGAUUGACUUCAAGGAUCUACAGUUUAGCGACAACAUGUACCCGUCUCAUGGAGGCCAGCGGGGCAAGUGCAACCCCUUAUGUAAGAGCGGCAGUCAGAUAUCGCUGACGUCCCAGGCCGACUUCGACACCCGGCAGCUGUUUACACACGUGGGCACAUAUCGAGGCACCAUCGUCGCCAUCAGGAAGAUCAACAAAAAACACGUGGAGUUAACAAGGAAUAUACGGAAGGAAUUAAAGAUUAUUCGGGAGCUGCGACACGACAACCUGAACCCCUUCAUCGGGGCCUGCAUCGACUCCCCCCACAUCCUCGUCAUCACGGCGUAUUGCGCCAGGGGGAGUUUACAAGACAUCCUGGAGAAUGACGAUAUGCAGCUGGACUCUAUGUUUAUCGCCUCCCUCGUAUUUGAUGUCGUCAGGGGUAUGAUCUAUCUGCACGACAGUGAGAUGAAGAGCCAUGGCAAGCUCAAGUCGUCCAACUGUGUAGUGGACAGCCGAUGGGUCCUGAAGAUCACAGACUUUGGUCUGCAUGAGUUUGUGUCGGGGGCUGAGGACGACAUUGGGGACUACGCCAUCUACCGAAAUCAGCUGUGGCGAGCCCCGGAACUCCUGCGGAACAAGCGCGCCCCCUGUCGGGGGUCCCAAGAGGGGGACGUGUACUCCUUUGCCAUCAUAAUGUUUGAGAUUUUCGGCCGGAAGGGCCCCUUCGGGAACACAGACCUCUCCCCCCAAGAAAUUGUUGAGAGGAUUAAGUUUACUUACAAUGGAGUUCCCUUCCGACCCCACCUGUCCCAGCUGGGCCACACCCACAAGUUCAUCACGGAUCUGAUCAAGGAGUGCUGGGACGAAGACCCCUUCAAACGCCCGGACUUCAAGGAGAUCCGGUCCAAACUAAAGCCCAUGCAGAAAGGGAUGAAAUCCAAUAUCUUCGACAACAUGCUUGCAAUUAUGGAGAAAUAUGCAGAUAACCUUGAGGCUCUUGUAGAGGAGCGGACUGACCAGCUGAUAGAAGAGAAGAAGAAGACAGAAGAGCUGCUUCAUCAGAUGCUGCCAAGAAUGGUAGCUGACCAGCUCAUGAGGGGCAAGCAGGUGGAGGCGGAGGCCUUUGACAACGUCACCAUCUACUUCAGUGACAUCUGCGGCUUUACACAACUGUCAUCUGAGAGUACACCUUCAUCUGAGAGUACACCUUUGCAGGUCAUCGACCUCCUCAACGACCUGUACACGUUGUUUGAUGCCACCAUUGAAUACUACGACGUGUACAAGGUGGAAACUAUCGGGGACGCCUACAUGGUGGUGAGUGGGCUGCCGAACAGGAACGACAGUCACGCCGGAGAGAUUGCCUCUAUGUCGCUCCAUCUUCUCGAGGCCAUUAAGAAGUUCCGAAUGAAGCACCGGCCGGACACCCUAAAGCUGAGGAUCGGGCUUCACUCCGGCCCCUGUGUGGCGGGGGUGGUGGGCCUGAAGAUGCCUCGCUACUGUCUGUUCGGGGACACUGUCAACACUGCCUCCAGAAUGGAGUCCAACGGAGAACCACUAAAGAUCCACUGCUCACGUCAGUGUGCCGAGCUCCUCCACAAAAUAGGUGGCUACAUCAUCGAGGACAGAGGCUUUAUCACGCUGAAGGGCAAGGGCGAGAUGAGGACGUUCUGGCUGACAGGGGAGGAUGAAGAGAAGCGCAUAACUCGGUUCAAGCAGCUCGUUCCUCUUGACACGACACCGCUGUCAUCAGCUGGGUCCUACCGGCGUCUGGUGGGGGUCCACUACAAGGAGCCCAACAGCCCCUUUCGAGAGCAGGGCUCCCCGGGGGCACCAGAAAAGGCAACACUGCCAAAUGGCACCACUGUAAAUAAUCAGAUUCCCUCCUUCCUUCACCCACAUGGGCUGUUCUCAGGGCCCAGCAGUGCAGAGUUGCUGCGCAGAUCCUCGUCCCGGCGACGGAGGCUCAAGUUUACUGUGGGUUCUGAAGAUGAGGAGAUAAAAGAAAACCAGAUGGAGUACCAAAAGUCAAAUGCAACAGUUGAAACGACACCACUCAUACUGAGGAAAACUGACACUGGGGAGGAAAAUAUGUUAUUUUCCAGAUGCACAAGUAGACUGUAGCA